Ruditapes philippinarum (Manila clam) is the source of this 3185-nucleotide messenger RNA. Its product is annotated as prion-like-(Q/N-rich) domain-bearing protein 25. Lineage: Eukaryota; Metazoa; Mollusca; Bivalvia; Venerida; Veneridae. The transcript has 9 exons. The record is from RefSeq and is a predicted model, not a curated record. Bases 166 to 1038 code for a protein of 290 amino acids.
AGCAAUGAUCUAAAGCAUUUCCAAUCAUUUAUUAAACAGGUUUUAAAAUGAAAUAUCUUGCAUCACGAUACUUCAUCAGCGUUACCAUAGACACGUGAUCAACACUUUCAAACUUUACAGUCGUUACUUGUUCCCGAUGUUAUUUGUUCACGGAAUCCAGCCACAAUGACUGCCCUGUACAGACUAGUUCUUAUAUGCAUCUUCAUUGAAAGGGCCUUUACGGCUAAUAUUGAUGAAUCAUGCGCAAACAAUGAUGCAUGUACUGUUUCGAAUUCAAAAUGUGUGAAAGACUACUCAAAUUGUGACAACGGAAAGUGUCGAUGCAACAGUGGUUUCACAUCGAACACCGCGAAAACAUCGUGCUUGACAAACAAGGAGUUAGACGAAGCUUGCUCUGCAACCACGCAUUGUUUGUAUGGAGCUGAAUGUAACAGCCAAUCUAACCUGUGCAAGUGUCCGUCCGGACAAACGUACAGCAGCAUGUUGAAAAUGUGUGUCAUAACUGGUUUAAAGGCUAUUACUGAGGAAUGUUCGGCAGACACCGAGUGUUAUGGCUACACCAGCUCUAACAGCAAGGUUGAGUGUGUUGUGGCAUCCGGCUCAUCGUCGAGUACAAAGUACUGCACUUGUAAAGCCGGUUAUAUCACAGAAAACAAAAUGUGCAGAGUUCCGCAUGCAACUGAAGCUUGUACAACAGCUGUAGGAUGCACUAAACAUGUUGACCUCGGUAGCAACCAAGGACAGGAGGCAGAGACCUGUGUCAGUAGUGUUUGUACAUGUCCAAGCACAUCCGAUAAAGUUUCAAGGGAGUAUAGCGGUACAACAUACACACUUUGUUACACAAAAUACACAUCAAAGAAGGCGUCAGGAAUUACAUGCACACAAAGUAACCAGUGUUCGUCGCUUUUCUGUGACUCGUGUCCUGGAGAGACAGCAAAGAAAUGUUUGGUGCUAGCAUCGAGCAAUACAGCAGUGGCAGUCACAAGUUCCAUGGCGGUACUCGUCUUUGCAGUUGGUAUCACUCGCUAUAUGUUUUAAAUGCAGCAAUGAUCGAAACAAAGUGGGCUGAAAUUUGUUUCAGGCUGAUAUUCUAAGAAAGUACAUCGACAUGAGACUGCUAUCCUCGAGAUUGAUUUAUCAAAAUUUACAUGUGUUCCUAUAAAACUUUUAUACAAUAUGAAAAUAUGCUUAAAUUAGACAACUUGAAGCAAAGUUUUGGAAAUAUUGGUGAAAGAUUAUCAUAACAUUUUAUUAUAUACCCGUAAGUUAAGAUUUAUAACACGUCAGAAAACUAUGAAAUACGAAUGUUUUUUUCUCUCAGAUGUUAUUAUGCAAAAUGGUUGUCUGGUUGUUACAAACGGUCACACCAAAUUCGAAGUGUAUUUUUAAACCAUUCUGAAAACAAAAUUUCGUAUGCAUUUCUUAAAUAAGAAAACAAAAAAUGUAAUAAGAAGCUACUGCAUAAUUUAAAAAAAAUCACAAAUAAAAAACAACUAAAUGAUAAUUUGAGGUGUAAUUUGGAUUAACCGAUGGAUAAAAAUACAUUUUUUUUAAAAAGUGCAAUAUUUGACAAAGCAAAAUGCUAAACAUAUUAAACAUUAGAGGCCCAUAAAGUCCAACAAUUAACAAUUAUGUUAACUCAUUUCUGGAAAUUUUAAUGGUAUUUUUAUUAUUAGCGUUAUUUUACAAUUUCCGACACAGAACCUGUUGCCCAUAUAACUGAAUUAUAUUUUUGCUUUUAGGCUUUUAGUGAAGUUAUAAUAGUUUUUUUGUACGGAAAUUAAAAGUACCAGUUAGUUUACGUUUGUUUGCGUAUUUCUACAUUAAUGGCAUUUUUUCGCAUUUUCGCUACUUUCUGCACGUAGAACACGUAUUAGUUGCAAUAAAAUAUUAUUAAACUUAUACAGGUACAUGUACAUGGAUUUGAAGAUUGUCGUGUAUUAAAACAUUAUAUAAAACGCCUUCUCUUCAGAAGAAAUAUUUUAAUAAUUUCUCAGGCUUAAUGUGCCUUUAGGAAAAUCUUUUAUUAAAUAUAUCCAUCUUUAUACGACAUUUACAUUUAUACAAAUCAGCCAUUUAAAACCUAUUCUGAAAGCAUUUACGUAAUUUCAUGACAUAUUCCCAAAAUUUAAGAUAUUGAUUAUUAAAAUUAACUUAACUUUCAGACAUGUAUCUACAUUCAAAGAAUUAUCUGCAGUUUAAUCAUGUUGUUUAUAAAUAACCCCUUUAAAUUUAAAAAUACGUAUUUAAUGGUCGCUUGCUUGCCAUUUGUAUUUUUGCUUAUUUUUAUAUUUUUACAGAUAGUUAUUCUUAUGACACACAAUGUACUCAAAACGUUGUAGUAGUAUAUAUCAGGAGACGGUUAUAUGAAGUAAUUAUGCUUAUUGUUUGACAAUAUUGACCUGCUACUCAUUAACCGUAAUUUAUUAUGAUUUACGCUUAGGAGUGUAAUGAUAGUAUAGAUCUCGAUAUUAAAUCAAUUAAUAAUGCUCGGUGGCCUAGUGCUAAGGACGACGAAGUUGUAACCUAGUUGUCGCAAGUCCGAAUCUUGGACAAAUCCUUUUUGUAGUUCCAUUUAUUUCUUAUAAUUAUAAGAAACGCGAGUUGAUAAAUCGUGUGUUUCAUUUCUUUUUAUUUCAUAAUUUUAAUUAAUUUAUUACAAUAUGUGCGACUUUACAUACUAUUUUAAGUGAUUUGCAUGCACAGCACAUAAUGGUCAAGUUUUGCAAAAUAUAAAAGAAUUAAUACAAGAAAAAAAGACACUUGAUCCGAACCUACAGUCUUCAAUUUGAAACCAAGUGAAAGGUAAAUUCUACUUUAUACAUAAUACCGUCCUACCAUACAUUAAAAUCAGUAUGGCUUAUUCGGAAUCUUUUAAUUGCCGAGACAAAAGUCCUUAAAUAUUAAAAUGUCUUCUGUCAAUAUUGUCAAACAAUACUGUACAUUUUCUAGGCCUUUCGUGCGUGACCCGAUCUUCAGAAGAAGUGUUAAACUAAUCUACAGUCAACAAAUACAGUGUAUAUUAUCAGAAUUAGUGAUUAUUACAUUUAUGUAUAUCAUAUGACCGUCUCUUUAUGUCAAAUUGUGUUGAUAUAUUGAUAAUGAAGCGAUGAACUUUGCUGAUAUAUAAAAAAUCUGUAUCACCAUAAUAUGACAGCAAUGUUGUAAUAAAUGUGAAAACAAAA